GGCACUGCGGUAGGCGCCCUAGGGGUUGGCAGGACCCUGACCCCAAGAUGGCGGCGCCCAGUGAAGUGGACGCACCUGCCUCCGGCGAAGGCAGUGGGGAGGGCAGCUGUUUCGGAUCCUGGCUGGAUGGACGGUUGGAGGCGCUGGGAGUGGACCGAGCUGUUUACGGCGCCUACAUCCUGGGUGUCCUGCAGGAGGAGGAGGAGGAAGAGAAGCUGGACGCUCUGCAGGGCAUUCUCUCUGCUUUCUUGGAAGAAGAUUCCCUUCUUACCAUAUGCAAGGAGAUUGUGGAACGAUGGUCAGAAACUCAGAAUGUUGUCACCAAAGUGAAAAAAGAAGACGAGGUACAGGCCAUUGCUACCCUAAUUGAGAAACAGGCACAGAUUGUGGUGAAGCCCAGGAUGGUGUCAGAAGAGGAGAAGCGGAGAAAAGCUGCCCUCCUGGCCCAGUAUGCUGAUGUGACAGAUGAAGAAGACGAAGCAGAUGAGAAGGAUGAUUCAGGUGCCACCACAAUGAACAUUGGUUCUGACAAAUUUCUGUUCCGAAAUACCAAUGUGGAAGAUGUCCUCAAUGCCCGAAAACUGGAGCGAGACUCGCUUCGAGAUGAGUCCCAAAGGAAGAAGGAACAGGACAAGCUGCAGAGGGAAAAGGACAAAUUAGCCAAGCAGGAGCGCAAGGAAAAGGAAAAGAAAAGGACACAAAAAGGGGAACGAAAGCGAUAACCUUGGUCAACUCUCUUCUUUCUCCUCGUGAACUGAUCAAAGGGAGAACUGGUUGUGCACAUGAGUAAUUUAAGAGAAAUGAGAGAACAUUGCGGAGUGGUUUCUCAAGGCAUUUCCCCUUUUGUUUACAUGGUCAAAAGGAAAAUCACAAACACUUCUAAUUACAAAAUGUUCCAUGUUUCUGUAUUCAGAUUGUUGUAGUUAUCAGUACC
Myotis brandtii (Brandt's bat) is the source of this 934-nucleotide messenger RNA. Its product is annotated as coiled-coil domain-containing protein 43. Bases 48 to 722 code for a protein of 224 amino acids. Lineage: Eukaryota; Metazoa; Chordata; Mammalia; Chiroptera; Vespertilionidae. The transcript has a single exon. The record is from RefSeq and is a predicted model, not a curated record.